This is a messenger RNA of Engraulis encrasicolus (European anchovy), 1198 nucleotides long. Its product is annotated as protein POLR1D-like. Bases 107 to 733 code for a protein of 208 amino acids. The record is from RefSeq and is a predicted model, not a curated record. NCBI's taxonomy places the organism in Eukaryota, Metazoa, Chordata, Actinopteri, Clupeiformes, Engraulidae. The transcript is spliced from 3 exons.
GAGGUACUUCUGAAUUUGUCCCUGGCACUGCAGAGACACCUAAAUGGGGUCCUCUGUUGGGGUCCUGCGCUGUAAACAUUGCCAGCGAGUGCAUUUUCUGUCUUAAAUGAAAUGCCGUCUUAAUAUUUCACCCGCAAAGAUGAGUGAAGACGACGAUUUGGAAAGACGUGCGGUCCAGGAGCUCCUUCGUGAGACUACCAGAGCUCGGGCACGAGCAGAGACCAUGGGCCCCGCUGGAUGGUUGAAGUGUCCCAUACGGAGCACCAACAAGCGCUUCCUCCUCAACACCUUGCGCUCCACUACUCUCCAGCGCCGCCCUGCAGGCCAGCCCAGGGAACAGCACUCGCCCGCCGCCGAACAGCAACGACCACGAGGUGAGGAGUCGGACUCGGACUCGGGGCGUGACAGGACAGGAGGAAGCGCAGUGGCGGCGGCGGCUUGGCAUCGGGAGGGCAAAGAGCGCGGCCAUAAAAGAGACUCCAUAAAGGAGCGCUCGCCUCCCCGACGCCACUCGGAGUCGUCCCACUGCGGCCGCUCUCCUCCCCGACACCACUCGUCCCACUGCGGCAGCUCGCCUGAAGGCUACUCUGGCAGGCACCCCAUGACAUCAUCACACAGGCCUCACUCACACUCUCGCUCUCGUUCGCGCUCCCCUGUCCGAGGCAGGAACUCGGCACACAACUCCUCAUCCUCUGCUGCUGACAAGCACAGCCACAGCACUAGUCACAAAUGACCGUCUAAAACUGUGUGUUUUUAUUGUUAUUUAUUUAAUACGAGACGUUUGAUGCCUAAUGAAAUGUUAAUAUUCUCCCUCUGACCAUCCACUGUGGCUCAAAGUGUUUGUGCUCCACAACACAAGACUGUUCGUCUGUUCUGUACCUCAAUGGCUAACCUGCCGUUAAGCACAUACGUGUUGUUUGCAGGAUCUUUCUAAUAAUAUUCAUAGCGCAGCAAGUACUGUCUAGUUUACCUAUUUCCACGUCACAGGUCCACCGUACCGUAUGGAAAAUGUAGUUGCUGUUGUUUUCCAACAGAGAGAUUUAAUGUGUGUGCGUUGAUACAGGCACAUCUGUGUGUGUGUGUGUGUGUUUAAUACCGAUAAUGCUCACCGCCUUUUUGUAGGAUCUUUUUUUUGUAUAAUGUUCAACAUGACAUGUUACUAUUUGUGUGAUAAAUAAAUGAAGUUUAUUGUGGUUAA